Pipistrellus nathusii (Nathusius's pipistrelle) is the source of this 3132-nucleotide messenger RNA. NCBI's taxonomy places the organism in Eukaryota, Metazoa, Chordata, Mammalia, Chiroptera, Vespertilionidae. The record is from the annotation of a GenBank genome assembly.
AUGUGCCUGGCGGCGGGGCGCGGGGGGCUGGCCGGCCGCGGGCGCCUCCCGGCGCGGCUGCUGGGGCCGCCGCUGCUGCUGCUGCUGCUGCUGCUGGCGCGGCCCGGCGCCCGCGCGCUCGUCUGCCUGCCCUGCGACGACUCCAAGUGCGAGGAGCCGCGCAGCUGCCCGGGCAGCAUCGUGCAGGGCGUGUGCGGCUGCUGCUACAUGUGCGCCCGCCAGCGCAACGAGAGCUGCGGCGGCGCCUUCGGGCUGCACGGCGCCUGCGACCGCGGGCUGCGCUGUGUCAUCCGCCCGCCGCUGCACGGCGACUCCAUCACCGAGUACGAAGUGGGCGUCUGCGAAGAUGAGAACUGGGACGAUGACCAACUGCUGGGUUUUGAGCCGUGUAAAGAAAACCUUGUCUCCGGCUGCAAUAUCAUCAACGGGAAAUGCGAAUGUGUCACCGUUCGGAACUGCAACAACCCCUUCGAGUUCCCGAGGAAGGACCUGUGUCUUUCAGCCUUAAAGAGGAUUCAGGAAGAGAAGCCGGACUGCUCCAAGGCCCGCUGCGAAGUGCAGUUCUCCCCGCGCUGCCCGGAGGACUCCGUCCUGAUCGAGGGCUACGCUCCGCCCGGGAAGUGCUGCCCCUUACCCAGCCGCUGCGUGUGCGACCCCGCGGGCUGCCUGCGCAAAGUGUGCCAGCCGGGCUACCUGAACAUCCUGGUGUCCAAGGCCUCGGGCAAGCCGGGAGAGUGCUGCGACCUCUACGAGUGCAAGCCAGUGUUCAGCGUGGACUGCAGCACUGUGGAGUGCCCCUCCGUUCAGCAGGCCGUGUGCCCCCUGGAUAGCUACGAAACUCAAGUCAGACUCACGGCGGACGGUUGCUGCACGCUGCCCACAAGAUGCGAGUGUCUCUCUGGCUUAUGUGGUUUCCCCGUGUGUGAGGCAGGAUCCGUUCCCCGCAUAGUCUCCCGUGGCGAUGGGACUCCUGGAAAGUGCUGUGAUGUCUUUGAAUGUGUUAAUGAGACGAAGCCGGCCUGCGUCUUCAACAACGUGGAGUACAGCGACGGGGACAUGUUCCGCCUGGACAAGUGCCGCUUCUGCCGGUGCCAGGGCGGCGUGGCCAUCUGCUUCACCGCCCAGUGCGGGGCGCUGAGCUGCGAGCGGUACUACGUGCCCGAGGGGGAGUGCUGCCCGGUGUGCGAAGAUCCGGUGUAUCCCUUUAACAACCCCGCCGGCUGCUAUGCCAACGGCCAGAUCCUGGCGCACGGAGACCGGUGGCGGGAGGACGACUGCACCUUCUGCCAGUGCAUCAGCGGGGAGCCCCGCUGCGUGGCCACGGCGUGCGGGCAGAGCUGCAUGAGCCCCGUCAAGGUGCCGGGGGAGUGCUGCCCCGUGUGCGAAGAACCAACCUACAUCACCAUCGAUCCACCAGCGUGCGGGGAGCUGUCCAACUGCACCCUGACCGACAAGGACUGCGUGUACGGCUUCAAACUGGACCAGAACGGCUGCCGAGCGUGUCAGUGCAAAAGCAGGCAGGAGCUGUGCUGGGGCCUGCUGCGCGGCUGCACGCUGGACUGCCCCUUCGGCCUCCUGACGGACGCCCACGGCUGCGAGAUCUGCCGCUGCCGCCCCCGGCCCAGGAAGUGCCGGCCCACCUCCUGCGACCGGAGCUGCCCGUUCGGAUACCUGAAGAAUAAGCACGGCUGUGACAUCUGCCGCUGCAGGAAGUGCCCGGAGCUCCCGUGCAACCACACCUGCCUCUCAGGGUUCCAGAACGACAGCCGCGGCUGCCUCACCUGCAGGUGCCGAGAGGGCCCCGCGUCACCCACCGCCCCGGCCCUGUCCGGCACGUGCCUGUCCAUGGACGGCCAUCACCACAAGAACGAGGAGAGCUGGCACGACGGGUGCCGGGAGUGCUACUGCCACCACGGCCGGGAGAUGUGCGCACUCAUCACCUGCCCGGUGCCCGCCUGCGGCAGCCCCACCAUCCACCCGGGGCAGUGCUGCCCGUCCUGCUCCGAUGACCUGGUGGAGCAGAAGCCUGAGCUCAGCGCCCCCUCCAUCUGCCACGCCCCCGGCGGAGAGUACUUUGUGGAAGGAGAGACGUGGAACAUAGACUCCUGCACGCAGUGCACCUGCCACAGCGGGCGGGUCAUGUGCGAGACGGAGGUGUGCCCGCCGCUGCUCUGCCAGAACCCCUCCCGCACCCAGGACUCCUGCUGCCCGCAGUGUACAGACGCGCCCCUGCAGCCCUCGCCGUCCCGCAACGACAGCGAGCCCAGCUACUGCCGGAACGAGGAGGGCGCCAUGUUCCUGGCCGCUGAGUCCUGGAAGCCGGACGUGUGCACCAGCUGCGUCUGCAUGAACAGCCUCAUCAGCUGCUUCUCCGAGUCCUGCCCGGCCGUGUCCUGCGAGCGGCCCGUUCUGCGGAAGGGCCAGUGCUGUCCCUACUGCAUCGAGGACAGCAUCGCGAAGAGGGUGGUGUGCCACUUCGGCGGCAAGGCCUACGCCGACGAGGAGCGCUGGGACCUAGACAGCUGCACGCACUGCUACUGCCUGCAGGGCCAGACCCUCUGCUCCACCGUCAGCUGCCCACCGCUGCCCUGCGUGGAGCCCAUCAACGUGGAAGGGAGCUGCUGCCCGAUAUGCCCAGAAAUGUACGUCCCGGAACCAACCAACGUGCCCAUUGAGAAGGUCAAUCGUCGCGGCCAGACCGACGUGCAGGUCCCCAGGAGGCCCACACCCAGUGAGAACGACAUCGUCCAUCUCCGCAGGGACGUGGGUCACCUCAAGGUCGAUUACGGCGAUAACAACAGGCGGCACCCGGCGGCGGAGGAGUCCUCGCUGGACAGCAUCGCCGCGGUCGUGGUUCCCGUGGUGAUCGGUCUCUCCAUCAUCAUCGCGUUCCUGCUCAUCAACCAGAAGAAACAGUGGGUCCCCCUGCUGUGCUGGUACCGGACGCCAACUAAGCCCUCUUCCCUAAGCAACCAGCUGGUGUCUGUGGACUGCAAGAAAGGAGCCCGCGCCCCGGGGGACGGCGCCCAGAGGAUGCUCAGGAUCGCCGAGCCGGACGCCCGGUUCAGCGGCUUCUACAGCAUGCAGAAGCAGAGCCACCUCCAGGCGGACAAGUUCUACCAGACGGUGUGA